This is a messenger RNA of Cherax quadricarinatus, 5795 nucleotides long. Its product is annotated as inositol-trisphosphate 3-kinase homolog. The record is from RefSeq and is a predicted model, not a curated record. Lineage: Eukaryota; Metazoa; Arthropoda; Malacostraca; Decapoda; Parastacidae. Gene Ontology annotation, cellular component: cytoplasm; nucleus. Gene Ontology annotation, molecular function: inositol-1,4,5-trisphosphate 3-kinase activity; inositol tetrakisphosphate kinase activity. Gene Ontology annotation, biological process: inositol phosphate biosynthetic process.
CCCCGCUCUCAGAGCUUCAGUUGGUGGUGAGCAGCAAGACAGUGUGUAUCGUUACACCGUUGUGUCCAUAUCUUUGAUGGCUCUGGCCAUCCUUUUCAAAUUAAGCUGGAGAGCUUACACUUUGGCGCAAGUUAUCGUACGAUCACCCCACGUUAAACAGCUCUCCGGAGAAAGUGUACUUUCUUUUGUGAAUAAGUGAGAUUUCGUUAACAACUUCAAAUAGAAAAUCGUGCGGGAAUUGGUGUGUGUGUGUGUAUGGUGUUAGCCUAGUGUGACUGAAGUGAAUAAACAGCCCUUGUUUGGCCAUACCAUAGAAAGUUGGGCGUUAAGUCCGGUUGGCCUGAAUAGUGUGAUUCACUGGAAGGAGAGUUCCUGUGUCCCUGCUAGACGAACACCAGUACUUUGGUCGCUAUAUUGACUACAAUUUGAGUGCCUCUUAAACUCUUUUGACUCAGCGCGGGCUUGAGCGCUUUAUGGCUACAAGGUCUCGCCAAUUAAUAUUUAUUGUUACACACCAUAAGCCACAUCAGAUACUGUUACUUAAGCUCAUUAAAAUCACACCAAACUAUAGGACGAAAGAGAGAUUCAGUUGACAGCAUACUAUAGCACCCGCUGCAAGUACAGUUUUUUGAAUCUUGAUUGGUAUAAUUUUGUGAAGCAGCACGUCUAUUGUCUCAAGAUGAAGGCAUCCGUGCAACUACCCUUAAGCCAAGUGGAGGGAGAAAUAGAGGUUCACACGCGAACCAAAGCCAAGGAACCUCACGACCUGGCUGUCCUCAGACUCCUGCUGCUGCUUCAAGUAGCAGGAGAGAGGAAGGCAGAGAUAGAGGCUCUGCUACGUGGAACUGCUGGGGCGAAGCCACAGAAACAGAAGUCUGAGGAAGAGCAUCAACAGCAGGAGUCAGACAACCACCACCCUAGACGACAUGCCUUUGCCAAACGAUGGAGAAAACUACCCCUAAAGAAGAAGUCAUGCGAUGAGGAAGAAUCCUCAAUUAGGUCUUCCAAUUCCAACUCAACCACAUCUUCUACUAACUCUUCCAUUAAGUCAACUAGCAGUUCUCCCUCAAGCCAUGAUGGACAGAUCCUCUGCUCUUCUAGUUCCUCACCUUGUUCCAAUGGCCAUGUCAGUAGUUGCACUCUGGAAACUAAUAACAUUGUCUAUGCCAAGGAGACCUUCCCAGCUGAUAUCCAUGAUGUAGCUGCUAUGUCUCUGUUGCAGAGACUUGCCCUGAAUGCACUGAACCUGACUGCACCAGCCUCAUCGGUGUUGUUAAGGGAUCGUCGGAACAGCUGGGUACAGCUGGCAGGCCACCCAGGCUCCCUGGCACCAGCUGGUCCAGGUACCAUCUGGAAGAAGAGAGGCCCAGAACCUGUAGAGACUCAGGCAUACCGAGCUCUGUCUUCCGACCCAGCCAGAGACAUUACGCCCACCUUCUUCAGAGAGGUCGUCUAUCAAGAUGAAUAUUUCAUUGAAAUGAGGGAUUUACUCUACGACUUUCACAAUCCUUGUGUAAUGGACAUCAAGAUGGGUACUCGGACAUUCCUGGAGUUUGAAGUUUCAAACACGAAAGCUCGCAAAGAUCUUUACGAGAAGAUGAUUAAAGUAGAUGGUAAAGCACCAACUCCAGAAGAACAUGAAGCCAAAGCAGUCACUAAGCUGCGGUACAUGGACUUCCGUGAUAAUAUGAGUUCUUCGCGUUCACUUGGCUUUAGAAUUGAAGCCCUAAAGAUGGCAGGAAGUGAGGCAGUGACAGAAUUGCAGACUGUGCGAAGUCGAGAAGAAGUAGUUGGCACCAUGAGUGGCUUUUUGAAAGGUCGAGAAAGUACAAAACGGCAGGUUCUAGAACGUCUUGCACAUCUCAGACGUGUUUUUACUGACUCGCCCUUCUUCCAGAAACAUGAGGUAAUUGGAAGCAGCAUCUUGAUCAUUUAUGAUGAUGAGAAAGCAGGUGUGUGGAUGAUUGACUUUGCAAAGACAGUACCAGUACCAGAAGGAAUUAAAAUUUCUCACAGGAAACCUUGGAAGCUCGGAAACCAUGAGGAGGGCUACCUUACUGGAAUUGACAACCUUAUUAAGGUUGUGGAAGAAGUUCCAACAAAAACAAGACGACUUGGGUUGUUCCACAAAUCUUGAAUUGAAACACCAAUGAGGAGUAAUACUAUAUUCCAAGAAAGUUAAGAUUAUAUAUACUUUAUGUAUAAUUUAGUGCAUGACCCCCAUAUGCAAUAUAUUUCUGGAAAAUAACUGCUAAGAGCAAGCAGACUCCUGAUUGUUUAUUAAAUAUAUACUGAAGAAUGUAUAGUAUUUGUUACAUGAUUAUGUCAUUAAGACUACAACUACUAUGUUGUUGAGGAAUUUUUUUUAAAUUAUGAUUCUUUUUUACUAAAUAAAAUAUAAAUAUUCAGUCGUUAAGAAAAAUCUUAUUAGAAACUCGUUCAACUUCCAUUUAUUACAGGUAAUGAUGCACAGUAGAUUUUUGCAACCUCAGUAUGAAGCAUUAAAAGUUUUAAUAUAAGUAUACAGUGGACCCCCGGUUAACGAACUUUUUUCAUUCUAGUAGUAUGUUCAGGUGCCAGUACUGACCGAAUUUUUUCCCAUAAGGAAUAUUGUGAAGUAGAUUAGUCCAUUUCAGACCCCCAAACAUACACGUACAAACGCACUUACAUAAAUACACUUACAUAAUUGGUCGCAUUUGGAGGUGAUCGUUAAGCGGGGGUCCACUGUAUACAGUUUUGUGAGACUACUAGUUUAACCAAAAUAAAUGGCUUCAUAUGGAUUUUUUUUCUAAUCAUCAGUGAACUUGAUAUUCAGGAAAAAUCAGUGAUAAUGGCAUUCAUAAAAAUAAGAUUUCCGCUACAUGACCCUGUGAGGAUUUAGCGCGUACUUUUUACGUGAAAUGUAUUCUAUGUUAAUAACCUAUUUAGGGAUAUGCCAAAUAAUUCCUAUGAGGUCAGAUGUAUGGUAUUUAUUUAUCACAAGACCCCACAAUGUGAACUUUAAUUGGAGUGUCAUUUACAAUGUGGAUUUUACUAAAGUUGCAAGGAAACGUAGCAAAAACUUUGGUUUGUAGUUUAAGAACGUCAGUGGUGGAUGGCAGGUAUUGGUGCAGUGGAAACCUCUGUUUGGCAUUUGAUCAGGAUAUAGCAAAGCUUUUCUCAACUUGUGAUGCUUUACCUAGAGCAAAAUGUCUAUUAAAUUUUGUGCUAUCUUUCUGUCAAAAGUAAAGAAUUUAUUUAUUUAUUUAUUUUAAUCAGGGAAGAUCUUAACUUGUCAGGGUCAUAUAGUGCCUAAAGAAUGAGAGGAAUUCAGGUUUGAUCCAAGGAGGAAAAGAAAAAGUCCAGUUCCUUGGAUUACUCAAUAUUAAAUGAACAGUGUUUUCAGAGGCAUCCUUCCUUAGUCUGUUAUCAGAUCUAUGAGCACACAUGCAUGCGCACACACAGUAGAACCCCCGUAUCCACGGUUUCAGUUAUCCACAGUUUGCCGAGGCCUAAAAAUAACUUAAUUCUGCUUAAUAAUGACACCAUAGCACAAAGUAGUGAUGGUGACAGUCUUCAAAGCCUAAAGCAAGCUGUGAAGUGCUUCCCAUCAAUGAAAAAGUGCUAAUUCUCAACUUAUUGUGCAUGAUUUAUCAGUUAAACUUUAUCAUAGGUAUGUAAACAGAAAACAACUUACAUAUACAGGGUUCACUACUAGCCACAGUUUCGGGUAUCCACAGUAGGUGUUGGAACGUAUCCCCUGCGGAUAUUGGGGGACUACUGUGCGUGCAUACAUACAGUUUAAUAACCUUUUGCAGUAAUACUUGUUAGUUUUACAUUACAUGUAAAUCUAGUUCGAGAGUAGUCAUGAUAAUUUUUAAAUCUUAUUUUCCCAAUGAGCCAUCCAAAAGUUAAUCCUUUUUUUUUUUUGUAUAAAUUACAUAAUUAUAAUCAUAACUAAGCACUAAACCCACAAGGGUUAUGCAGCACUGCACAAAAUUAUAAAUCUUCAUGUUUUUCAAGAAUUUUUGUGCCUUCGUCCUCAUUUUUUUUUAAUAUAAAUUAACCAUUAUAUUGGCAGUUUUUUUUUUUUUUUAAAUUUAGAAUAUGCUGCAAAAGCAGUGUAAUACACUGAAGAAUAUGAGGUACUUUUGCCAAAAUCUACCCACAUUGCUGUCUGGUUAUAUUUGUUCACUUCUCCCUAAAAGGUGGCCACUCAGAACUUUCUUAAUUUUAUCGAAUGAUGACGAUUCACAUAUUUUCCACGAGAAAAUUGAGCUCUUAAAAAAUUUUUCUCAUCAAACUUAGUGUUGUCAGAGUUUACACUGGGCAUUUUCAGAACAUAUGAUACAAGGUUUUAGCAUUGCUUAUAAAUCAUGUACUGGGAUAAUUUCUUUGUGUCUACCAUUUGGGCCAUCUUAACCUCCCCCCCCCCCCUUUUUUUUUUUUUGCAAUGUAAUUUAUAUUUUUGCUUUGGAAUUCUGACUAUAAAAUAAUGAAUUUUUAGUCAAAAUAUUUGAAUUUUAGUGAUAAGCAACAAAUAAUCUGAAAAAUCAUAAUUUAUCCUUAGUUUCAAAGUAUUAAUGUAAUACACUGGCAUAACUACUUUAAAAAUUAUCAUUGCUAUUCCAAUUACAUGGCUGUGAUAAACAAUAUCUGCUUUUAUUUUAAAUCAGUUAUAUCUAUGGGCCUUGUGGCUUAGCGCUUCUUUUUGAUUAUAAUAAUAAUAUAUCUAUGGGAAGCACUAAAUUCAUAGGGGCCACAUAGUGAGCGGAAAAUAGGAAAGUAUGCUCUAAUUCUUUGGAUCAGGAGACUUUCACCAGCAUCAGGAGACUACUAUUACCCCUUGAAGGAAAAUUAUUUUAAGUAGCACUAAUAAACAUUUUGUUUUUCCUUUUUGACUUUAUAUACCCAUACCAUGAAUGUCAAAGGCAAUUUGAAGUGGUGCUGUUCAGAACAAAAAAAGUAUCUAUAGGUGUGAGUUUAGCAGAAAUUUGCAUUAAUCAAUAACUUACAUGAAAAUUUAUGUACAUUAUGGUAAAAUGCUGAUACUUGCAAUAUGACUGUGUUUUGCAGUUUUAGGAAAUUUUAUGUACUGCACUUUAAUUAUGGUGCUUAUUUCUCAUAAUACAUAUAUACACCAUGUCAGAACCUUUCCUCUAUUAUAUCCAAGGUUGUCACUCAUCAGAACAUGAGGUGACAUUAUAAAGCAAAAGGUUUUUCUCAUUGCAUUCCCUUUUCUCUAAUAAUUAAGCCUUUCAAACAAUUCUUUAGGUGAUUGUAUAAUAAAUAAAUACAAUGUAGAUAAAAUGUUUUGUAUGUAAUGUUGACUGUAUAUUUAAGCAUCAGUAUUAUUUAAAGGUCCAUAUGCUUUUGAAUUUGUUUGACAUGUAUAUCUCCUAUUUCUCUGGUCAGUACUAACAAUUAUAUUCUCUUGUGGCAUAAAUGUAAGUCUUUUAUAUUUUCCACAAGGAACCACAACUUUCAUGUUUCUGAUUCAUCUCUCACAAAUGUGAAAGAACCAUUACACAUCCCCUCUGGUAGUACAAAGUCAUAUGUGAAAUAUCCAGGGACAAAUGAUUAUGUUGAAUGUACAUAAUGUAAUUAUUACAUAUUUUAUAUACUUUUACAAACACUAUACAGGUUUAUAUUGCAGUAUAGAUAAAAUUAUUUGCAUUUGUAUUGUCCUAUUUUGUAUAAAGAUGUACAACAUACAUGCACACAUGAACAUGUACAUUACUUACUUUUUGAUUAAAUGUUUGUAAUCUAGUCCAAAUGUUACUUUGUAGAAAUAAAUACAAUUUGUUGAAAAAAUA